CUCUGUCAUACUGCUGUAUUUACAUCCGGGUACUCGUGGUGACCUUGGAUGGAGGAUCAUCAUGGCGGCUGUGUACAAGCUCUCUUCUGUGUGUCGCAGAGGAGUUCACCCUCUGCUCUACCAAAGCGCCUUGCUGGCCCGACCAGCUGCUGUCCUACAGAAACGGACGGAGCCGCCAUGUCUGUUGACGGCUAGAAUUCAUUCCUCGCAGGCGCUGCACAGUGGAGCUGACUCUAAAGCUGCCUCUAUGCACUGGACAGCAGAGCGAGUGCUGAGCAUCGCUCUCCUGGCUAUGGGUCCUGUUGCAUAUUAUAGCCCCGGCCCGGUCAUAGACUACUCUCUGGCUGCAGCCCUGACCCUGCAUGGACACUGGUGAGACCUGGAGGCUCUUGUUUCACUUCGGAAGCAUCAGUUCAUUUUCACUUCCUUUUACUCACCAUAAAACAUUUCCAGACUA
Oryzias melastigma (Indian medaka) is the source of this 457-nucleotide messenger RNA. Its product is annotated as succinate dehydrogenase [ubiquinone] cytochrome b small subunit B, mitochondrial-like. NCBI's taxonomy places the organism in Eukaryota, Metazoa, Chordata, Actinopteri, Beloniformes, Adrianichthyidae. The transcript is spliced from 3 exons. Gene Ontology annotation, biological process: tricarboxylic acid cycle; mitochondrial electron transport, succinate to ubiquinone. Gene Ontology annotation, cellular component: membrane; mitochondrial envelope. Bases 62 to 376 code for a protein of 104 amino acids. The record is from RefSeq and is a predicted model, not a curated record. Gene Ontology annotation, molecular function: heme binding; ubiquinone binding.